Dentiscutata erythropus is the source of this 1836-nucleotide messenger RNA. NCBI's taxonomy places the organism in Eukaryota, Fungi, Glomeromycota, Glomeromycetes, Diversisporales, Gigasporaceae. The record is from the annotation of a GenBank genome assembly.
AUGGAAUAUAAAAACGAGAGACUAGAAGACGUUACUAUAGAAAAUGAAUAUAUAAACAAUCGGAUUAAUUUAAUAGAAUAUGAGUCGUUUGAAAAAAUAACUCCUUUAUUACCAAUAAAUCAAAGUUCUUGUAAAGUUUUUUCCGCUUUGUAUGGCAAAAGUAAAACCAUCGUUUGUCUAAAAACGUUAAGAAAAAAUUAUUUUAAUAAUAAGAAUACUGAUCGAAAUGUUAUAGAACGAUUUGUAAAUGAGUUGACAAUAUUAUCAAAAUUAUCUCAUACAAAUUUAGUAAAAAUUUUAGGAUUAUGCCAAGACUCAAUAAAUGAUAGCAUGUUCCUAGUUAGGCAAUAUGCUAACGGUGGGUCCUUACGACAGCAUAUACAACGUGAUUACUUACGACUAACUUGGUCUGAUAAAAAGAGAAUUGUCAAAGAAAUUAUAACGGGAUUACAUUAUAUACACAAUGAAGGAAUUUCUCAUCGAAAUUUGUCAUUUUAUAGGGAAUCAGCAAUUACGCCUGGUACACCUCUUAAAUAUGUUCAACUUUAUAGACAUUGUUGGAAUGGGGAUCCUAAUAAGCGUCCAACCAUCGAACAAAUGUUAGAUAAUAUUGAAAAUAUAAAUAUAGAAUCAACUGUACGUGAUUCUGAAUGUCGGUUCAAAUUUGAAUCACCUCCAAAUUUACCAUUUCUUGAUGUUCCCGUGGCCACACCUUUUAUCUCUCCAAGAGUAGAUUCAAUUGGUUGGCGCAAUUCGAUUCAUGAAAUUGGUUUUACGAACCAAAAUUAUUUGACUCAAUCGGGAUUAAAACCUAAUGUCACUGACCCAUUACCAAAUAGUAGGCCUGAAAAAUCACGUAGUGCGAGCUUUGAAACCCUAACGAAUAAACGUUCUUAUGUUCUAAGCGAAAAAAGUCAAAGUUUUCAUGUUCAAACUAACAAAAAAACAGAAGAGAAAAACUCCAAUGUCUUUAAUAUACGCGCUACAACAUCUUUAUUUGAUAGUCGCCAACCACAAGUAAUUUUGGUGGCUCGUUAUUCACCAGCAAAAAACAUUAUUUCAGUUUUAAAUACAUUAAAGAAACGAGGGGUUAAUUUAGAUAAAAGAGGCAUUUACAAGCACAAAUCCGUAUUUCAUAGUCUUGUUUGGAAUGAUGAUUUGUUUGAUAUAUCAUUUGAACAUUCAAAAAAACUUCCUCGUCAUGAUCGUUUUCGUGCAGUAUUACGAUGGUUAAUAUCAACUGGACUAGACAUAAACGCAACGGAUAGUUCCGGAUGGACAGUUCUUCAUGAAGCAAUAUGGAAACGUAAAGAACCAGGAGUAAUUUUAGCUUUAUUAGAGAACAAUGCAAAUCCAAAUAUUCCAGAUAAUUUUGGAUUGACACCAUUACAUCAAUGUCUAGAUCUUUUACGUAAGACAAAACGAGAUGAUGAAAAUUUAAAUAUUUUCACCAUAAUAAGAAUACUUUUACAUUCAGGAGCAGAUCCAAAUCUGACAUUACCAGAAUAUACAUUAACAAUAUCAGGAGCAUCACUACCAAAUUGUUUGUUUGCAGCUGUUUACCUUGGUCUUCCUUUGGACAUUAUUGAAUUAAUGAUUAAAAGAGGAGCAGAUGCUACUUCUACAACAUUUAUGGGAUUAUUCUUGCUUGAUUUUGCAUCAAAAGUUAACAAUACUUUAGCAUUAAGAUAUUUGGCAGAUAAUAAAAAUUUAUUAAUGAAUAAAAGAACGAGUAUUUUUCAUUCAUUGAAGCAUAAUUCAAAAAUUGGAAUUCCGCUGAAAAUAGAAAAACAGAAUAAUGGAAUACGAAAAAUAUUGAAUAUAUCAAUCUUUUAG